CCACCUUAUUCAUCAUACCUCGAAGCACUUCCACAACAUCCUCACACCCCACAAAGAUGAAGGUCUUCGCACUAGCCGCGACUGCAACUUUUGCCACGCUCUCGGUGGUUCAUUCAGCUGAACAGUCCUCGCUGCACCUUCGUAUCCACAACAAGGGCGGAGCUUGCACAAUCGCUAACGAGUCUCAGUGUGACGGUCAAAGCUGGACCGAGAGCACCUGCUGCGCUGACUCAAACUACGAAUGCCGCUGGUCGGGCGACCGACAGGACAUGAAGCGCUGCCAGAAGAAGCGAAGCAAGGGACAACACCACAAAGAUGUCGAGGACGACAGCGACGAUGACUCCGACUUUGAUAUCGAUAUCGAUACUGACGACGUCGCGAGCGCGUUCGGUAUUCGCCUAGAUGACUACGACGACUCCAGCGACUACGAUGACUACAGUGACUGGUUCGGCGAUGAUGAUAGCAGUGACUCCAAGGACGAUGACAGCAGCGACAGCAAGGACGAAAUAACCAAGCACCGCCGCUGAAAAAUAAGGCUGGGUCGUGCACUAUCACGAACGAGUCCCGUUGUGACGAACACAAUUGGACUGGAAGCACUUGCUGUGCGAAUCGUGACUAAGAGUGGCGUUGGUCCGAAGACUGUGAAACGAUACCUGAAGAAUAGAGGCUAAAGCGAGUGUAACUUCCGUUUCAUGUUGUGCGUAUUUGCAAACAUUCAAUAAAAAAGAACAUAUCAAUUGCACUUUUCA
Molecule: messenger RNA, 749 nt
Organism: Phytophthora infestans T30-4
Lineage: Eukaryota; Oomycota; Peronosporomycetes; Peronosporales; Peronosporaceae
Exons: 1
Coding region: 57-527 (156 amino acids)
Source: RefSeq, a predicted model, not a curated record